AGGAGCAGCGGUCACGCUAAUGGUUUAUCAGAGCUGCGUGCUUUCAUUGACUUGCACAGUUUAAUUCUUACACUUUAAUAGUAUUUACAAUUCCUAACUUAAUAUAACAAGCUGUGUUACUAUGAGGAAUGAUUACCUGAAAAUGUAGAUCUGUAUGCAGGUGAAGAGUCAUGGUGUCCGCAGCACGUCAAAUCUUGGGCAUCUGCCUGGCUAUGAUCGGCUUCUUGGGAAGCAUCGUCAUCUGUGGCUUGCCCAACUGGAAGGUGACAGCAUUCAUCGGAGCCAACAUUGUGACCGCUCAGAUCAUUUGGGAAGGUUUAUGGAUGAACUGUGUGGUUCAGAGCACAGGACAGAUGCAGUGUAAGGUCUAUGAUUCUCUGCUGGCACUUCCUCAAGAUCUGCAGGGCGCCAGAGCCUUGGUGAUCAUCGCCAUCAUCGCUGGGGUGUUUGGAAUCCUCCUGUGCCUCGUGGGAGGAAAGUGCACCAACUUCGUGGAAGACGAGGCGUCUAAAGCAAAGGUUGCUAUCGCCAGUGGCGUCAUCUUCAUCAUCGUUGGAAUUCUUGUCCUCAUUCCCGUCUGCUGGACUGCGAAUACCAUAAUCAGGGACUUCUACAACCCUUUGUUGGUGGGCAGCCUGAAGAGGGAGCUCGGGGCAUCGCUUUACAUUGGCUGGGCUUCAGCCGGCUUGCUUUUCCUGGGUGGAGGUCUCCUCUGCAGCUCUUGCCCACCGAGUGAGGAUGUUCCCCACAAUGUGAAGUAUUCUCAAGCCAGAUCUGUGGACAGCAGCAAAGCUUAUGUAUAAAAAGUGAGAUCAACUAAACAAAUAUGUUGAAGAGGAACUGAUUUACACAGUAAGAAUCUCAAAUAAAAAAAUGUCAUUUCUUCAAAUGAAGAUUAUGAACAAAAAAAGAGUAUUGGAAUGUUAAUUGCCACAAAAUAUAAAAGCAUUACACACGUUCAUAUUUUUUCAUUUUAUAUUAAUUCAAGAAAUGUGCAAAGGCUGUGUGCAAACGUUCAUUAAUUGGGGUGAUUCUGUCACUUUUGAUCACCGUUGUGUUCUCAAGACCCACAUUACCCCAUUCAAAAUAUUUUUGUUUAGUGUUUCAUUCAACAUAAUUGCUCAUAUUAUACACUACUGUUCAAAAGUUUGGGGUGGGUAAGAUUUUUAUGCUCAGCAAAGCUGAAUUUAUUCUUUAAAAUGCAGGAAAUAGUAAUAUUGUGAAAUAUUAUUAAAUUUUAAAACAACUGUUUUCUAUUUUAAAUAUAUUUUAUCAGUAUUGAAAACCACUGAUCUGUUUAAUAUUUUUGUGGAAACAUUGAUACUUCUUUCCAGCAUUCUGUGAUGAAUAGAAAGUUUAAAAGAACAGCAUUUAUUUGAAAUACAUUUUUUUUGUAACAAUGUAAAAGUCUUUAGAGUCACUUUUGAUCAAUUUGAUGCAUUAAAUGGUACUGUAAUAAUGUAAUAUAUAUAUAUAUUCAUUAUUCUAUAUUAAAAAUGUAUAUCAAGCAUGCUUUAGUUUGUAGCUAAUCUGUUCUUAUAUGCAGUCAUCAAAUGUCAUUAUCCAGAGGGUUAUUUUCAUAGUUUUACCUCAUAUUAUAGUUAAGAACCAUUAUCUAUAUGACUUAUAGCAAUGUGUACCUAAUAACUAAUAUAACUAAACUCAAACAUUGUGACUAUGUGUGUAUUUCCCCAAACAAAAUAUACACAACUUUCUAAAUAUUCAUAAAUAGUCAAUAAAUAAAUAUGCAAAUAGUAAAGUACGUUAUUGCCAACAUAAACAUGUUGAAAAGUGUGCUUGAGUUUGUGCAUGUUAAGUGUGCAUGUUUAAGUGCUUGAGUUUCUGAUGUUUUUUUUUUUUUUUACAACAGGAAGAGACUGACCUCACUGUUUUUAUUUUCGGUAGGUUUUUUUCCACACUAUGGCACCAAGGUACAAGAAAUGACUCAAAACUACUGUGUCACCUCUUAGGUAUGACGAUGACAGCAAAAUCUAAAUGUAAUGAGCAACCUUUGCUUUCUGGGAAAACUGCUUCGACAUACGCUCUGUGACUCAUCAUAUCUAGUCAUCUGAAACUAAGUAAACAGGUGAGCAGCAAGAUUGUGAAC
Messenger RNA from Megalobrama amblycephala (Wuchang bream), 2107 nucleotides. RefSeq names its product claudin-4-like. The coding region runs from base 171 to 803 and encodes 210 amino acids. The transcript is spliced from 2 exons. The record is from RefSeq and is a predicted model, not a curated record. Gene Ontology annotation, molecular function: structural molecule activity. Gene Ontology annotation, biological process: cell adhesion; bicellular tight junction assembly. Gene Ontology annotation, cellular component: bicellular tight junction; plasma membrane. NCBI's taxonomy places the organism in Eukaryota, Metazoa, Chordata, Actinopteri, Cypriniformes, Xenocyprididae.